Messenger RNA from Aureobasidium subglaciale EXF-2481, 789 nucleotides. RefSeq lists its product as uncharacterized. The transcript is spliced from 2 exons. Bases 1 to 789 code for a protein of 262 amino acids. NCBI's taxonomy places the organism in Eukaryota, Fungi, Ascomycota, Dothideomycetes, Dothideales, Saccotheciaceae. The record is from RefSeq and is a predicted model, not a curated record. Gene Ontology annotation, cellular component: membrane.
AUGUCGCCAAAAUCAUUAGAUUUUCAGUGUGCUCUCGUCACAGGCGGUGCUGGAGGAAUCGGACGAGCAAUUGCCGAGUACUUCAUCUCCCAGGGCAAGAAGGUCAUCAUCGUAGGCCGAACCGAAUCCAAGUUGCAGUCGACUUGCAAGGAAAUUGGCGCAGACUAUUAUGUACUGGAUACUGGAGACAUUAAAGCUAUCCCGGAUUUCAUCCAGAAGAUCACUAAGGACCACCCGGAGCUCGACUGUCUUGUCAACAACGCCGGAGUUCAGAGGCCUCUCAAUGUCAAUGACAUGUCAGCCGAGCAGUUCCUCGAGAAAGGCGACAAUGAGAUCAACAUCAACGUUCGUGGGCCUAUGCACCUUGCUGUAGGCUUCCUGCCUCACUUCAAAUCGAAGAAGUCAGCCGUCAUCAUGAACGUCUCGUCAGUACUUGGAUUUAUCCCGUUCAGCAUCAUCAACCCGGUAUACAACGGUACCAAAGCAUUCGUGCACUUCAACACGAUGAACUUGAGAUCCCAGCUGGAGCAGGUCGGAUCCUCAAUCAGGGUCAUCGAAAUAGCACCACCCUCUGUCGGCACCGACUUGCACAGAGAGAGAGAGGACCCAGACGAUAACAAAAAGGAGAAGAACGCUAGUGCUCUAUCUGUUGAAGAGUUCAUGGAGGAGGUGAAGAGGGGAUGGCAGGAGGAUCGCGAGUGCAUCGGCGCCGGGAUGAGCCAGAAAGUGAUAGACAGAUGGUACAACGAGUUCGGGCCGGAUUACAAGAAAGCCGAAGGCAAGGCAUGA